Molecule: messenger RNA, 1606 nt
Organism: Clunio marinus
Lineage: Eukaryota; Metazoa; Arthropoda; Insecta; Diptera; Chironomidae
Source: the annotation of a GenBank genome assembly
AUUGUGAGAUAAAUAAGAAACAAGGAAAUUUUGAAUGUGAAAUUUGCCGUUUGCAUAAUUAAUUGUCACAUGUCAUAAAUGCUGUUGAAUUCAGAUUGAAAUUGACAUGAAAAGAUUAGAAGAGUGGAAAACCCAUGAAAAGUGUUACAAAUUAAGAAGUUAUGGAUGGAGGAAUUAUAAUAUAAACAUGUAAUGUGUUGUGAGUGUGUUUAUACUAAAAUCCAACAUUUAUAAAAUGGAUUACGGAAGCCACGUUUCCUUGGAUUUAUGGAUUUUAAUAAUUUAUAUUUUAGAUAUAACGAAUGGUGGUUUUCAAAGCACAGCAGACGAAAAUACCGCAAGCGUGAACCUCACGACUACUUCAUUUCGUAGCACAUCAACGUCGUCUCCAAUAACCAAAAUAAUAGCAGUCACGUCAAAAGCGACAAAUUAUGAGAUUCUUAGUGAUGAUACCAGUAGUCAAGCAUUGACGCAACCAACAAUAAUAAGUGAACCGUAUUUCGAUGCCCAAACGCCGAGAAACGUGACAGGACUUGUGGGAAAGUCGUCUUAUUUGAGUUGUCGUGUCAGGAAUUUGGGAAAUAAAACCGUUAGUUGGAUUCGUCAUCGAGAUAUUCACAUUCUCACCGUUGGCAGUUACACAUACACAAGUGAUCAGAGGUUUCAAGCGACACAUCACAAAGAAAAUGACGAAUGGACGUUGCAGAUUAAAUGGGCACAAAAGCGUGAUGGUGGAGUUUAUGAAUGUCAGAUCUCAACGCAACCUGUUCGCAGUUAUUUUGUAAAUUUGAACAUUGUCGUUCCCACAGCGACAAUAUUGGGUGGACCGGACUUGCACUUCGACAAAGGUUCGACAAUAAAUUUGACGUGCACUAUCAAAUAUAGUCCCGAGCCACCAGCUUAUAUAUUUUGGUAUCAUCAUGAUGAGGUGAUUAGUUAUGAUAGUCAACGAGGCGGUGUAAGUGUAAUUACCGAGAAGGGAGACAUCACGACCUCUUAUUUGCUCAUUCAGAAUGCUGAUUUAGCUGAUUCCGGCCGCUACUCAUGUUCACCAUCCAACGCUGAUGUUGCGAGCGUUCUUCGCGCUUUAAUUUCAGGUGAACAUCCUGAGGCAAUGCAAACGGGUUCAUGUGGAAAAUCUCCAAGCUAUUACAUAAUAAUAAGUCUCAUGUUAUUAAUAAUAUUAUCCAACAUCGCACACAAAGAGUUGUUUCUCUCUUUGCCUAAAUCAUCGCUGGAGUUGAAACCAUCGCAUCGUUACUCGCAUGCUCAAAAAUCAUCCACAAUAUCACCAAGAAAAUAUGGUUUGUCAUCAACAGCAUUUCUCAUUAAUUUUAAAUUAGAAUCUACAGAAGGUGUUGGCAAACAGUAUCAAAGUAUAUUCACUCAUCCAGAGAGCUGACUCACAAAGGUUCAUAAACAAUGUUGGAGGAAUGAUUCUAGCUAGUCGUCUACAGUGAAGAAAUUCAUGAGUAGAUUUUUCAUUUUGUAAUUGAAAGCUCACGAUGAGAAAAAGCGAAUCAUAUACAAAAGUAGGAGGCGAAUCAUUUGUUGAAAAGUUGUGAAAAGCAACAAAGCAAAACAAUAAAUCAAAAGCAAAGAAAAG